This is a messenger RNA of Cetraspora pellucida, 555 nucleotides long. Lineage: Eukaryota; Fungi; Glomeromycota; Glomeromycetes; Diversisporales; Gigasporaceae. The record is from the annotation of a GenBank genome assembly.
GAAUAACUUAUUAUCACCCUUAUUAUAAAAAUAUCCAAGGACAAGUAGUAGACGGCGAAGAAUUUAUUCAAGAAAACGAAGGAACGGGCUUGAGAAAUUUCGGCUAUUCUCGCCUGGCUAUUACUACUAAAUCUAGUCAAUAUUUCGAAAAAGAAGUCAAUUUAACUGGACGAGCCUUUUCCUCUUUCUAUUACUUAAUUUCUCUUAUUCAAAAGUUAAGUAGUCAAGACAAGACAAAGAUUGAAAUUACUUCGACUUACCUUCCUGCUAAAAAAAAGAAAAAACCUCUUAUUGCCAUUAGUGAAAAUUUUAUUAGAGGCAAAAAAGGUCCAAUUUACUAUUUAAACCCUCCUUUUUAUCGUUCUGAUCUGACUAGGGCUGAGGACCUAAUAGAGGAGAUACUACGAAUUUACGAUUACAAUAAAAUACCGAGUUCUCUACCGACUUGGCAAAAAGUAAAUAUUAAAAUUAUCAGUUAUUCUCUGAUUUCCGAAAAAGAAAAGGAAGAUUUUCUUCCGCCCGCCCAGGACUUUUAUCAAUUUUUGUUUCCUAAAA